AUGGAAGGGGUCGACAGAUAUCUGAAACGACCCGGGCGAGUUGCAAAAAAGCGAGUGUGGGCUAUUGAAGCUGUAAGGGAGCGAGCGACAGCCUACUUGAGGCAGAUGGAUGUCCGGGCAACGGUCGAAAUCAAAGAAACGGAGAAGGCGGCGGAGGGAAGCAAGCGCGACCGUGGGAGAUGCAAGGGGACGGGGCAAAUUGGCUGGAUCCCGGGUCUCAAAGGCGCCGUAUCGGUCGACGAAGACGAAGCAUACAAGGGAAAAAGAAAGGAGUGA
Penicillium canariense is the source of this 276-nucleotide messenger RNA. RefSeq lists its product as uncharacterized. The record is from RefSeq and is a predicted model, not a curated record. The transcript has a single exon. Lineage: Eukaryota; Fungi; Ascomycota; Eurotiomycetes; Eurotiales; Aspergillaceae. Bases 1 to 276 code for a protein of 91 amino acids.